Molecule: messenger RNA, 1311 nt
Organism: Suillus bovinus
Lineage: Eukaryota; Fungi; Basidiomycota; Agaricomycetes; Boletales; Suillaceae
Product: PIN domain-containing protein
Exons: 5
Coding region: 1-1311 (436 amino acids)
Cellular component (GO): nucleus
Source: RefSeq, a predicted model, not a curated record
AUGUCAUUUUCUGACCUUUCAUCACUACAGCAAGCCGGUCAUGGAAGUGGUGAUUUUAAGCACAGUGAGGACCCUAUCGCUCAGUACUCAUUCAACUUCAAAGAUCCCUUACUGCCCGAAAUUGUAGCCCCAUCUCCUCCGAGUACACAUUUGUUCGAAACGCUAAAGAGUAUCGAUGAAUUCUCGAGCAACCUGACUCUGAGAGAUGUCGAAAUGCAGGCUCCUCUAUCAGAGGAACUGACCGUAGUCGUCCUUGAUACGAACAUACUACUGGACUAUCUUGAUGUAAUACAAGCAUUCGUCACGGAGUUCGAAGAGCAGGGACUGCCUGUAUUGAUCAUUAUCCCGGGUGUUGUGAUUUACGAGCUUGAUGGGCAGAAGAAUCGCGAAAGGCUCUCUUGGUUUGCCCGUAGGGCAUCAUCAUGGUUGCUGAAAAAGGUGAAGGAACGGAGAUCAGUCAAAGGCCAGGCCUUGAACGAGACAUGCAAAGCUUCGGGAAAUUGGAAAAAGAGGGACCUGGAUGCUAUACAGGAAUUUGGUUCGGAACGUAGCAACGACAGUUUGAUCAUCGAUUGCUGCAAAUAUUUCCUACGGCAACGGCGAACAUUCUUGUGUAGCAAAGACAAACUUUUGAUCGUGGAAGCUGAAAGUGAAAGUAUAUUGACGAUAUCACCCGGUCGGGGCACAUUCUCCAGCCGUGAUAUUGCUCAAGCUCUCUUUGGGAUCGAGGCUUCUCGCUUCAGGUUCAGCGGAUACCAUCCGACAUACCGAGAUUCACUGGAUAAUUUGAUACAGGCGACGCCUGCGCUAGAGCCAGAUGAUGACGGAAUGGAUAUCGACGAUGAUGCCUCUUCCGUACCUCGGCUUCUACACCCAAGCCACUCGCUAGAUCUUCUCCACCUGCAGGUGAUCGAUUAUUUCACAGGGUUGCUUCUGGAAUUAGUUGCUCGUGUAGCGGGCCCUGCCGUGCGGAGUUUUGGCUACAGCGACUCGGUAUCGAAACAUGCACCUUCCUAUUCAAAAAAGAAGUUUGCAUCGUGGGGUGCAGUAGAAUGUUUGGACUACCUAGGCGCGAAGAAACGGCUACCUAGGACUAGUCCACGGGUGGAAACCUUCAUGACACGGGCAUACGAAGGUGUGGGGGCAAGGAGAGGCCAAGAUUGGUCCCGACGGGAUUGGGAGAUGGCGUUAGAGGGGCUGAGGGAAAUAGGCGAUGACUGGCAAGAAGGAUCUAUCCGUGAGUCGGUGUCUGCCGCAAGACUUCACAUGAGUCGUGUGUUUGCUAUGCCGAUGCGGCCGACGGGAUUGUGA